Molecule: messenger RNA, 942 nt
Organism: Thamnophis elegans (Western terrestrial garter snake)
Lineage: Eukaryota; Metazoa; Chordata; Lepidosauria; Squamata; Natricidae
Product: matrix metalloproteinase-18-like
Exons: 6
Coding region: 46-858 (270 amino acids)
Biological process (GO): collagen catabolic process; extracellular matrix organization; proteolysis
Cellular component (GO): extracellular matrix
Molecular function (GO): metalloendopeptidase activity; zinc ion binding
Source: RefSeq, a predicted model, not a curated record
GCCAAAGUCUUCUCCUUUAGCACUGAGUUUGCAAUUAGGGUCAUUAUGAAGUACAUCCUGAUCUGUGCCACAAUUUUUCUGCCUUCUUUAUUUGCUAUCCCAAUAGAUCCCGGUGCUGAAGAUGAACCAGGUGCUGAAGAUGGACCAGGUGCUGAAGAUGGACCAAGUACUGAAGAUGCAAAACGUCUACAAGUUUAUCUGGACAAAUUCUUCCCAACACAUCAUAAAGGUGGCCGCAGCCUGCAAGAACGGAUCAGAGGAAUGCAGAAAUUCUUCCAUUUGGAUGUCACCGGGAAAAUGGAUAAAGCUACAUUAAACGUAAUGCAACAGCCUCGGUGUGGGAUGGCAGAUGACUUGGAAAGACAGAGGCUUCAAAUAAGUAUCUGGAAUAAACGAGUCCUCACAUACAGGAUUAAUAAUUACACUCCGGAUAUGCCAAGAAGGUUGGUCGAUGCAGCCAUAGCAAAGGCAUUCCGUGUUUGGAGUGAUGUGACUCCACUAAGGUUCCACAGGGUUAACGGGCCUGCUGACAUUGAAAUACUUUUUGCACAUGGUGUACACAAUGAUCAUGUGGCAUUUGAUGGCCCAGGACGUGUUUUGGCUCAUGCUUUCUAUCCUGGACGAGGACUUGGGGGAGAUACACAUUUUGAUGAAGCAGAGCACUGGUCAGAGUAUGACAGACAGGUCAACCUGUUCCUUGUUGCUGCCCAUGAAUUUGGUCAUGCUUUAGGACUUUCCCAUUCUAAUGUCCCUGGCUCUUUGAUGUUCCCAACCUAUAGUUACACAAACCCACGUUACUUCCAUCUCCCAGAUAACGACAGACAAAGAAUCCAGAGAUUAUAUGGAUACAGGAAGUAAAACCAUUGCAGAACCCACUGCAUUUAAAUGGCGUGGAAGAAUUUAUAUUUUGCACAGAUCGCAUCAUUAUUUCAGCUAAGUUUA